This is a messenger RNA of Mytilus trossulus (common blue mussel), 4235 nucleotides long. Its product is annotated as ras-related protein Rab-21-like. Lineage: Eukaryota; Metazoa; Mollusca; Bivalvia; Mytilida; Mytilidae. The record is from RefSeq and is a predicted model, not a curated record. Gene Ontology annotation, molecular function: GTP binding; GTPase activity. Gene Ontology annotation, cellular component: Golgi apparatus; endosome. The transcript is spliced from 6 exons. The coding region runs from base 184 to 816 and encodes 210 amino acids. Gene Ontology annotation, biological process: Rab protein signal transduction.
UUAGCGGAACUUCCUCGUGACCUCCCACCAUGACGUAAAAUUUAGAAACGCCAUCAUGCAUGUUGCUGUAUUAACAACGUCGGAAAGAAGUUAAAACAUUGAAGACAAUUUUAUGUUUCACCCUUUAACCUCUUCAUGACAUAAACAUACAUAAACAGAAAACAAUCUGUUAAUAGGAACACUAUGGCUGGCGUUAACGCCGGUGGACGUAAUUCAUUCAAAGUUGUUCUUCUUGGAGAAGGAUGUGUUGGAAAAACGUCUCUAGUUUUACGUUACGUCGAAAACAAAUUUAACGAUAAACAUUUAACCACACUUCAGGCAUCUUUCUUGAACAAAAAGUUAAACAUUGGUGGAAAAAGAGUUAAUUUAGCUAUAUGGGAUACAGCAGGACAGGAGAGAUUUCAUGCCUUAGGUCCUAUAUAUUACAGAGAUAGCAAUGGUGCCAUAUUAGUUUAUGAUAUAACAGAUGAAGACUCAUUUCAAAAAGUUAAGAACUGGGUUAAAGAAUUAAGGAAGAUGUUAGGGAAUGAUAUCAGUCUAUGUAUAGCUGGUAAUAAAAUAGAUUUAGAAAAAGAUCGCCAUGUGGCAGUAUCUGAUGCAGAAGCAUACGCUAAAUCAGUUGGUGCAAAGCACUUUCAUACUUCAGCAAAACUUAGUAAAGGAAUUGAUGAGAUGUUUUUAGAUCUUAGUAAAAGUAUGAUAGAAAAAUCUGCAGAAAAUGGCGGUAAAAAUAAUAGGACAAUGACGAAAAGUAAAAGUGUGAUAGUUGUGGACGAUGAACAGCCACAACAACAAAGUGGUGGUGGUUGUUGUUAAUAUGUGAUAGUGUCGUCUGCAAUAUCAAAAUGGUGACCUCUAUUGUUAAUGUCAUAACCAGAAGUAACCAGAUGUGUUAUGGUCGUUCUCAUAUGUGGAAUCAUAAUAGUACUUAUAUUUUUUGAAAUUUAAAUAAACAUUUCUACUGUUGCAAACACCUUUAUAUAUGUAACUGUGAUCUAUAUUGCAGCUCUUGAAAUAUUUUUAGAUAUGAUUUUAUUAAAUAUUCUGUGUACAAACUCUGUUUUAUCCUUAGAAAGAUCGUAUUGAAAUGUAUUACGUGAAAUAAUAAUUGUUUUAAAGCUCAUUAUAAUCUUAUGAUUGAAAUGGAUUGUUAGUUCUGAAUCAUUUUUGAAAUACUAUUGACUUUAUUUUCUAACAAAGGAUUACAAUUAAAUUGAAAACAUUUGCAAAAACUUUGGAGACAAUAUGAGGAAAUCCAGUAGAAAUUUAUAAAAGAUACUCAUUUGAGUUUGAAUUUACCAGUAGCAUCAUUGCUUUAAUAAUAAUAGCAUUUAUAUGUAACUUAAUAAGAAUAAAGAUGAAGAAAAUAUAAUUAUACAUGUAUCAUGCACAUAAAAUUUAUAUUACAAUAUAUUGCUAUUGAUGAUUUGACUUCCAAAAAGCCAAUCUAAAGAUCUAGUAUCUUCUUUACAAAAUAUGUUUAAACAUUUUUUUGAUUUUUUACUCCCAACAUAUUUUUUAAGUAGCCUUAUCUUUAAAACAUAGAAUUUCUGUGAAAUUGUGAUAGUUAUAUUGAAGUGUAAUUUUUUUUUAUUCCAGUUUAUUUAUGACCACCUUUAAUGUAUAGUGUUUCAAAUAUAGUAAACAUUUGAAUGUACACAGUGUUGUGCAUGUAUGUGUUCUUGUUUUGCGCUUCAAUGCAUUAAGUUCUAGAAUAGCUCUAAAUUUGAGAAAGAAUGAACUUUAGUGUAUGAGGGAUAUUGUUACAGUGUGUAAAUUACAACUUGCAUGAAAUGAGAAUUAACUGCCAGGAAACUGUCAUUAACAAAGUAUUUUUAAAAUUUCUGUUGAACAUUAAAAUAAUUCAUCAUUUGAAUAAAUUAAAUAUUCAGUUUUCCUGAAUUAAAACGGCAUGUUUUUAUUUAAUUUCUUGUGUAAAAUACAUGCUUAAAAUUGCAGGAAAAUAAGAUUUUUGUAUUAAUAGAAAACACUUUUUCUGUGAACAUUUUUGUUUGAUGUUCUGUGCUUUUUUAGCUCACCUGGCCUAAAAGGCCAUGUGAGCUUUUCUCAUCACUUGGCGUCCGUCGUCGUCGUUAACAAUUUUUCAAACAUCUUCUCCUCUGAAACUACUGAAUGAAUUUGAAUGAAACUUAGCAUGAUUGUUCCUUAGAUUAUCCUGCACAAAGUGUGCGCUUCGAUUUUUGAUCCGUCAAAAAACAUGGCCACCGUUACUUAAAAUAGAACACAGGGGUCAAAUGCAGUUUUUGGCUUAUAUCUCAAAAACGAAAGCAUUUAGAGCAAAUCUGGGAAGGGGUAAAAAUGUUCAUUAGGUCUAGAUCUAUCAGGAAAUUUUGCAGUUUUUGGUCAUUAUCUUGAAUAUUAUUAUAGAUAAAGAUAAACUGUAAACAGCAAAAAUGAUCAGCAAAGUAAAUCUACAAAAAAGUUAAUAUGACCAAAAUUGUCAAUUGACCCCUUAAUGGGUUAUUGUCCUUUAAUGACAAUUUUUCACAAUUUGUUUGUCAUUUUUGCUAACUUUAAAAAAUCUUCUCCUCUAAAACUACUCAACCAAAUUCAACCAAACUUCAACUGAAUGAUCAGUAGGGUGUAUAAAAUAAAAUUUGUGCUUUUUUUUUUUUAUUUCUUCAAAAAACAUGGCUGUCAUGGCUAAAAAUAGAACACAGGGUAAAAUGCAGUUUUUCGCUUAUAUCUCAAAAACUCCAUCAUUUAGAGCAAAUUAGACAAGAAGUUAAAGUAUUUAUUAGGUCAAGGUCUACCUGUCCUGAAAUUUUCAGCCGAAGUGGGUAACUGGUUUUUCAGGUAUAAUGCCCCUGAAUUGAUGAUUUUAAAGAAAUUUUGCAGUUUUUGAUUAUUAUCUUGAAUAUUAUUAUAGAAACAAAUAAACUAUUUAUAGCAAAAAUGUUAAGCAAAGUAAGAUCUACAAAUAAGUCAAAUUGACCAAAAUUGUCAAUUGACCCUUUAAGGAGUUAUUGCCCUUUAAAGACUUUUUUCACAAUUUGUUCAUCAUGUUGACUUACUUUUAAAAAUCUUCUCCUUUGAAACUGCUGUAUCAAUUUCAGCCAAACUUAGGCUAAAUGAGUUUCAGAGUAUCUAGUAUAAAUUUUAUAUUUUAUUUCCUUGUAUGUCAAGAAACAUAGCUCCUAUGGCUUAAAUAGAUCAUAGGAGAAAACGAUUUUUUUUUUGCUUUUGAAGAAAAUAGGAUGAUUCAAAGAACAUUUAAAUAAAUUGAAAAGCCAAAAUAAUCAUUGAUGAGAGAUUUAACCAAAAAAAUUAAGGUGAGCGAUUCAGGCUCUUGAGAGCCUCUAAAUACCUUUUCUCUAUCAUAGUACCAAUUAGCAGCUUUUUUCCAAAUCAUAAUUUCAUAUAGAGCUUCUAAAAUAUAUAACCAGUUACUCAAUGAGUAACUGGUUAUAUAUUUUAGGAGUUCAGGCACUUGUAAAGUUUCUAUAAUUUAAACUUUUUGAGAAGAUUUUUUUCUGCCUUUGAAUUUAUUGUCUACAUAUAUACAUAUUUAGGAUUAUGUUUAAUUUAUGAUUUAACAGAUAGAAGAAUAGAAAUGUUAAAUGCAUUUUAAAUGCAUUGUUUUGUGUUAUAUUAUGUUUGAGCUAUUUAUAAAUGUAGUUUUUGUCUAUACUACAAUUUGUUUUAUAUCCAUCUUCAUUACAAAAACAAAUGCAGCAUUGUUAAAUCAUUAAAUUGUUCUGGAAUUUUGUUGACAAUUGUUGCCACUCAUUUUAUACAGUCCAAACUUGUUGCAAGACAAUGUCAACCUUUUUAAAAAUUGCAUAACAUAAAAUGCUCUUCAUUCAAGUCUGACCAUGUUUGUAUGGACCAAAGAGGUACUAUACUUUGAUCUUAAAGUCUGACCAUGUUUGUAUGGACCAAAGAGGUAUUAUACUUUGAUCUUGAAGUCUGACCAUGUUUAUAUGGACCAAAGAGGUACUAUACUUUGAUCUUGAAGUCUGACCAUGUUUGUAUGGACCAAAGAGGUACUAUACUUUGAUCUUGAAGUCUGACCAUGUUUGUAUGGACCAAAGAGGUACUAAACUUUUAUCUUGAAGUCUGACCAUGUUUGUAUGGACCAAAGAGGUACUAAAUUCUUUACGCCUGUUUAAAUAUAAUAUGGUAGAUGAAGCAUAAGGAAAAGUUAAAAUCAUUGGUUUACUACGAUUCUUUAUUAUUCCUGUAUCAGUUUCUGUUCACACAUGUACGUACAG